Aspergillus niger is the source of this 579-nucleotide messenger RNA. RefSeq lists its product as uncharacterized. Lineage: Eukaryota; Fungi; Ascomycota; Eurotiomycetes; Eurotiales; Aspergillaceae. The transcript has 3 exons. Bases 1 to 579 code for a protein of 192 amino acids. Gene Ontology annotation, biological process: protein secretion; vesicle-mediated transport. The record is from RefSeq and is a predicted model, not a curated record. Gene Ontology annotation, cellular component: Golgi membrane.
AUGGAACAACAACCGCUCCAGCCGCAGCAGGGCGAACUGAACUGGCGCCUCAGUGCCCAUCCGAUUACUCUCCUGUUCUUCCUGGGCUUUCGCAUCGGCGCCCUACUGAUGUACCUCUUCGGCGUGCUCUUUAUCAAGAACUUCGUCCUCGUCUUCAUCAUCACCCUCCUCAUCCUUUCCGCCGAUUUCUACUACCUCAAAAACAUCGCCGGUCGCCGACUGGUCGGUCUCCGCUGGUGGAACGAAGUCAACACUUCCUCCGGCGACUCUACUUGGGUCUUCGAGUCCUCCGAUCCCACUACCCGCACCAUCACCGCCACGGACAAACGCUUCUUCUGGUUGAGUCUGUACGUGACGCCUGCACUAUGGAUUGGCCUCGCCAUUUUGGCCAUUAUUCGUUUGAGCAGUGUGAUUUGGUUGAGUCUUGUUGCCAUUGCCCUCGCCUUGACCAUCACCAACACUGUUGCGUUCUCCCGGUGCGAUCGCUUCAGUCAGGCUUCCACCUUCGCGAAUAGUGCGCUUUCGGGUGGAGUUAUGAGUAACCUUGCGGGUGGCCUGCUGGGCAGGCUUUUCAAGUAG